Schistosoma margrebowiei is the source of this 1228-nucleotide messenger RNA. The record is from the annotation of a GenBank genome assembly. NCBI's taxonomy places the organism in Eukaryota, Metazoa, Platyhelminthes, Trematoda, Strigeidida, Schistosomatidae.
GUUAGAAGUGGAUAUUCCUGAAUUGUUGCGUCUACUGAAAAUCGUUGCAGAUGAUGAGUUCGCAAAAAAACGAAACUUAUAGCGGAUUCUUGGCAAAUAUUUCAUUAGUGGUUGCGAAAGUGUCAGUAGCAGUUUAUCUUGUCAAACAGACGCCACCAAGUAUUUCAAGCUAUGAUUUUGUCAGAUUUCUUCAGAAUCAGUAUAUGAGAAGGGAGGACGAAAAAGAAGCACUUAUUAAUUAUUAUUUCUUAAAUGAAAAGCAGCCAAGUGAUCAUUAUUCAAAUUGCGAAAUCAGCUUCAAAAUGGGGACUAAAACAACAGGUGAUAUUUUAGUUUUCUAACUGUACACUUUUACUUUAUUUGUUUUACAGACCUCAGCAUCUAUACAGCUUUUAGUUCAAGUCAGCUAAAGAUGACUAAAUUCAAUCUGCAGAAUAAAAUGAUGCUUUUUACAAAUCAAACAGUUAAUCAGUUGAAAUAUUAUUUACAAGAAAUUUUAUCCUCAUCCUACAAUAUCCUUUUUCAUGCUUUUAAAGCAAAUUGUGAGGAAGGGUUGAUUUCUUCAAGGAAACUGAAUACCUACCUUAGCAUGAAACAAGAUGCAGAAUUUACAUUUCGUUUAUGGAUUAACAAAUCAAUGGAGCUGCUAAACGAAAACCCGGAGAAUCUGAUUCAAUGUCUUGAUCUUUUAAGAAAAUUUGUUAUUUCCAAGGAUUUCUCUGCAGAAACAGAUAGUAGUCUUUGGGAUUCAACAAUACUUGAGCUAAAUUUGAUCCUUUCCAGUUCGUUCAAAGCGCAUCUAAACACACUAUAUCGUACUAGUAUUGUCCAAUUUACCACUGAGUUUAUAGAUGAUGUAUUAAAAAAACUCUGCGAAAAUUUUCAGACAUUAGCUUCAAAUCAUGGAAAAAUGCUGUUUCUUCAAGUUAGCAAGUGUGCCCAUAUAAUAUGGCUCUCCGUGAAUCUUUUAAAAUCUUUUGAUGAUGAUGAUCAAAUUUUUGACAGAACACAAGCCUUUCGGUGGGUACAGAUUUUGGACAGAUGGCUUGAAGCACAAAAACCAUCCACCAAUCGAGCAGAAAGGUUUUCAAUGGUUCAACUUACUGGAUUAAUGUUUACUAUAUUUGUUUUAAAAAAUAAAAUUAUCAGGCUCACUGCAAAAUUUUAAGAGACAAUAAUACCAAAAUACAUAAUGUGCAUUUGAUUGGUUAACUUUGUUAAAUAUUUU